Molecule: messenger RNA, 2433 nt
Organism: Camellia sinensis
Lineage: Eukaryota; Viridiplantae; Streptophyta; Magnoliopsida; Ericales; Theaceae
Gene: HEN4
Product: RNA-binding KH domain-containing protein
Molecular function (GO): RNA binding
Source: RefSeq, a predicted model, not a curated record
CCAAAAGAACCUGAAGUGGACCCUACAGUAACAAACCGGCCUCGAAAUUUUAGAAAAAUUUCCACUGCCACAGUGCCACCGGUCACACUGGUACCCCACUGUUCCGACGCGCGUUACAAAACCCCCACCCCUUCACUCGGUGCAUUUUACCACCAAAACCCCUCUCUCUCUCUCUAUCUCUCUCCUACACCUGUAACUCCAUUAUUCAGACAAACAAACACGCUCUCUCUCUCUCUCUCUCUAGAAUAUAUAUAUUUAUAUAGAGAGAGAGAGAAGAGAAGAAUCACAUUUGGGUUAUGGACGGUUCGUUUCUGUCUCCACCAGCAAAGCGUUCAAUCCAUCGACUCACCGAAAUGCUCGACCCAAACUCUCCCUUCAACGGCGGCGCGUCUUUCAAGCGCUCCAAGUCUCUCCCUCCCCUCACCGUUCCCUCCGGCCACUUCCUCUUCCGCCUCCUCUGCCACUCCUCCCGAAUCGGCGGCGUAAUCGGCAAGUCCGGCUCAAUCAUCAAGCAACUCCAGGUCGACACCGGUGCCAAGAUUCGAGUCGAGGAGUCGCCUCCUGGUGCCGACGAGCGAGUCAUCGUCGUCGUUGCUCCCAUCUCUGUUACCAAGAAAAUCUCAUUGAAGGCAGAGAGUGGAGGAGUCGAGGAUGAGGUGUGUGAGGUGUCGGCGGCGCAGGAAGCGGUGGUUAGGGUUUUUGAGAGGAUUUUGGAUGUUGCGGCGGAGACUGGCGGCGUUUCGGUGGCGCCUGCUGGUGGUGGUGUGGUGUCGUGUAGAUUGGUGGUGGAGGGUAGUCAGGUUGGGUCAGUGAUUGGAAAAGGAGGGAAGGUGAUUGAGAAGAUUAGGAAGGACACUGGUUGUAAAAUUAGGGUUUUGAACUCAGAAAAGUUAGCACCGUUCGCGUUUCCCAAGGACGAAAUUGUAGAGAUUGAGGGCAAUAUUUUUGCUGUUAAGAGAGCUCUUGUUGGUGUCUCCCGUCGCCUUCAAGAUUGCCCACCUGUUGACAGAGCAAAAAUGAGUGGGAGCCAAUCUUUUGAGGCAAUGCCCCUGGAGACCUUACCAGACCUGCGUAUGGAUCUUCCUCCUAAGCGAAGUUCAAUGCUACCGUCUAUGUCAGGCAGCUCUGUUCCUUUUCCGUCAGGAGGUCGCUCUUUGUCAAUAGAUCAUGAGAGGGUUCCCACCCUAGACUCAAGGAUGCAACAGCAUGAAGUGGUAUUUAGGCUUCUCUGCUCCAAUGAUAGGGUAGGUGGCGUAAUUGGCAAGGGAGGAACAAUCGUCAAGGCUCUUCAGAAUGAAUCAGGUGCUUCUAUAAAUGUUGGAGCUUCCGUGGCUGAGUGUGAUGAACGAUUAAUUACUAUUUCUGCAAUGGAGAUCCCAGAAUCACGAUACUCCCCAGCACAAAAUGCAGUACUUCUUGUUUUCAAUAGGUCUAUAGAGGCUGGCAUUGAAAAGGGACUAGAUUCAGGCUCAAGUAAGGAACCUGUUUCUGCACGGCUGGUAGUUCCGUCAAAUGAAGUUGGUUGUUUGUUGGGAAAAGGAGGCGCAAUUAUUUCAGAGAUGAGGAAGGCAACUAGUGCUGGCAUAUGGAUUAUUGGAUGCGACCAAGUCCCAAAAUGUGCUUCAGAAAAUGAUGAAGUGGUACAGAUUACUGGCGAGUUGGGUAGUGUACAAGAUGCUUUAUAUAAUGUGACUGGUAGAUUGCGAGAUAAUAACCUCUUUACCGGUAGAAUAUCAAAUGGAGCUGGAACUAGGAGCAGUUCUUCUGUAAUAACUGAGAUGAAUCCCUAUGAAAGAGCAGGAGAUCCUUCCUCUUUUGGUUUGCAUACAUCUGUAGGUGUUUCUCAUAGGCAUACUACUUUAACACAGAGUAUGGAUCAUCUUGGACUUUCCCAUAAUUAUGAUCAUCCCCCAUCGCCAAAUUUAUGGGCAUCACAGCAGGCUGUAGGUGGGGUGAACCCGAGGAGCAUGGACGUUGGUAGAGGACUGACUUCUGUUCAAGGUGGCGUAGAAUUUGGCAGUGGAAGAAGAUCUGUUAUGGUGACAAACACAACGGUGGAAAUUGUAGUUCCUGAAAAUGUUAUUGGCUCCAUUUAUGGGGAGAAUGGUAGUAAUCUGGCUCGUCUUAGACAGAUAUCAGGGGCAAAGGUCAUAGUGCAUGAACCUCAUCCUGGAGCCACUGACAGGAAAGUCGUUAUAUCUGGGACCCCUGAUGAAACCCAGGCAGCUCAGAGCCUCCUCCAAGCAUUCAUUCUUUCCGGAGCAUCAUGACUAGAUCCCCUCCCCCCAUCCCAUCUGUAAUGUGAACAAAACUGCUAGAAUAAUUACCCUUCCUAAUAGGUUUUUUUUUUUUUUUCUGGAAAUCUCAACUCUGUACACUAAAAUUGGGUGUUUUAUACCAGUCUGAUCAAUGACCAAAUGUUUUCUUUAUACA